Hypomesus transpacificus is the source of this 2052-nucleotide messenger RNA. It is a transcript of the gene arid5a, whose product is annotated as AT rich interactive domain 5A (MRF1-like). Gene Ontology annotation, cellular component: nucleus. Gene Ontology annotation, molecular function: transcription cis-regulatory region binding. The transcript has 7 exons. Bases 98 to 1948 code for a protein of 616 amino acids. The record is from RefSeq and is a predicted model, not a curated record. Gene Ontology annotation, biological process: regulation of transcription by RNA polymerase II. Lineage: Eukaryota; Metazoa; Chordata; Actinopteri; Osmeriformes; Osmeridae.
GCAGACAGAAGUCAAAAGGCUUCUUGAAUACAGAACUGUGGUGCAGGCAGAUCAUGUUAACAAGCGAACAAACAUCGGUGACAAAAUACAGAUUGCAAUGGUGAUGGAACCGGAAAAGAAACAUAGUGAGAGUUCACAACAGAGCACAGUCAGAGAAGAAGAUGGGAGCAUAGACCUGCCACUGGACCAGGUGAGACUGGACCAGACUGUCAUGGAGAUCCCCGUUUCCACCAGUAACCGUGACGCCCAGUCCAGCAGUAGCCCAGGGAAGACAGACGAGAGGUCUUUUAUAGCCAGUCUCAACUGUUUUAUGAAGGACAGAGGUACACCAAUCGAGAGAAUACCACACCUGGGGUUUAAGCAGAUUAACCUUUGGAGAAUCUACAAAGCGGUUGAGAAGCUUGGGGGAUAUGACUCUGUAACUGCCCGGAGACUGUGGAAGAGCGUGUAUGACGAACUGGGAGGCAGUCCAGGAAGUACUAGCGCUGCCACCUGCACCCGCAGACACUAUGAGAGGCUUGUCCUGCCCUUCGAGAGAGAGCGGAGAGGGGAGGAAGACAAGCCCCUGCCUCAAAGCAAACCGCGGAAACAAUAUAAGAGGGGCCUGGAGGGCAAGGGGUGCAAGUCUGACGGCAAGAGGAAGAGCACCCAGCUGGAGAAGGACACAGAUUCUCCGGCGGUUUCCCAGGUGCAGAGCAGACCAGAGGCUACCCAGUGUCAGAGCGGAGCAUAUGUGCCUUCCUUCGCAGGCUGCUCAAAGCCGAACAAAGAUGGCGACGACCACUCGCACACCCUCUACACGCCGCACCCCCAGCUGGUCUCGACCCCCGCCGCGUUCUCCUGGAGCAGCCACGGGCCUUCCACGCCUGGGGAGGUCAUAUCCCCCCUGGAGAAGAAGAAGCGCAUGGCCCAGGCCAGCCUGGGACUGAGCCCCGGCUGCAGAGAGGAGGAGGCGAAGGACAGGCCCUCCGUCAUCCACUGCUCCCCGUCUUCGGGCCUCCAACCCAGCGUCCACAGCUGCAACUCCUCCGAAGGCUCUCCUCUACCCCGCUCCUCCUGCUCCUCCCGCUGCUCCUCCCCUUACUCCGUCUCCUCCGAGGACGGCGCGGCGCAGCCCGCUGACAAAACCUUGCACCUCCGCCCGGAAUCACCCCACGCCUACCCCGCAGGCCACCUCCCUGCGUCCAGCCCCGGUGGAGUUCCCACCCCCCAGAGCGGCUUCAGCGGUAAAGACGUCCCCGACUCCUCCAGCCCACGUAGAAACGCUCCCCUAACGGGCUCCCUGCCGGCUGACGCGGUCCCUAUCAAAAGCCAGAGUAAACCACCUGUGUGGAGCCCUGUCCGCAACAUGACCAGCGGCCUCCCGGCUCCUUACAUGGUGCUCCCAACGCCGAGCGCUUACGCUGUCAUUAAGGUGCCUUCCGCCAGUGCGUCGGGUUUCACCAAAGUUCCUCACAAAUCUGUGGAGCCUCUGAGGCCCAUUCCUUUUCAGCCAGCUUACAGACAUCUCCAGAACCCGAACAGGUCGAUGCAGCACGACGGCACUUUGACCUACGCUAAGAGGAUCCACGUAGCACCUCCUCCGCUUUACGUGGCAGAGAGGAAAGAGAGGUCCAGAACUAUGCUGCCUAAACCUCAACCCUCCCAACAGGCCGUGUUCCAUCCCACCUCCGGCAUUCCCGUGUCCUACCUCGUACCAGCCUAUGACAGAGCAGCUAGGGACCUUCGACAUCCACAAGGCUUCCACCCUGUUUUUCUGCCCGGCAACAUGAGGCUGCCCCAGGCCCAGCCCGGUCCAGUGUAUCAUCGCCAUGUCACGAUGGGACCCAACCAGUCCGCCCCCUACGACCCUGCGCACUACCAUCCCUAUCCGUCUCCUGUGUGGAAUAUCCAGACAGGUUACAGACUCCACGGGGCGAAUCCACAUUAUUCUCACACCAGGCUGUGAUCCAAUCCCACUGAACUCCACUGUCGAGUCUUACAGUUUUUCUCGAUUGCUUUGGCUCAAUUCUUGAAACAGAAAUGACAUUCUCAAAGCUCCACGUGCAUUUA